Messenger RNA from Vespa velutina, 1246 nucleotides. It is a transcript of the gene nmdyn-D7, whose product is annotated as nucleoside diphosphate kinase 7. Gene Ontology annotation, cellular component: centrosome. The transcript has 5 exons. Bases 643 to 1107 code for a protein of 154 amino acids. The record is from RefSeq and is a predicted model, not a curated record. Lineage: Eukaryota; Metazoa; Arthropoda; Insecta; Hymenoptera; Vespidae.
GUUAUAUCGCAUUGAUUAAAAGUAACGACAAAAUUCACUUUAGUUUAAUAGUUUCCUAGGUAUCAUUACUGGAUCAUCAAAAUCUUAACCUAAUCAAAGUCCAGUAAUUCCAGCAUACUAGCAUUUUAUUAUACAGUUAGAACGGUCAAUGGUUUUCUUAGAAUAUUUCUUAUAUAUAAAAUUAUUGUAAAAUGAUUCUUUUUUACAUUCACUUUAUUUAUUUAAUUGAAACCUUAUAAACGAAAGAACGGACGUUAAGUCCCGCAUCUUUCAAUACUAUCUUACUAUAUCAUACUGUAUUCAUCGUAUUCGCGCCGUCACCAUCGCACACAACAUACAUAUAGGAAACUAAUUUUUGUUAAUGUCCAUUAUUCUCGAUAGAUUCGCUAGUAUAGCACUAAUCCACGCUCCCUCGUGCUUUUCAAACACGAGACAAAAUUUAUUGACAAUUUAUCAUCGAUAUUUAACAAUGUACUUUACAAAUUGUCAUAUCCCUUAAUCGUAUCGUAUGAAAUUUCGUUUUAUCGAAUGAAAAUGUUUAUCGUCAUAGAAACUGUCAAACGUUCUGUGUCGUUUAGUGUUAGUGUUAUAUAGUUAAAACGUACAUUAACGACCGUGCUCUAUUAUUGUAAUUUAACAGCAAUGUCGACAGACUACACAGAACGAUAUAUUUUUGAGGCAGAAUGGUAUGACAAGGUUGCUUGUAUUUUGAAAAAAUUUUAUUUAUAUUAUUAUCCAGCAGACAAUACCGUGGAAUUGUUUGAUAUAAAGACAAAGAAAACAUUUUUGAGAAGAACCAAAUGCGAGGGUAUUAAAGCAAAAGAUUUUUAUGUUGGAGCAGUUAUAACAAUAUAUUCAAGGAACAUAAAAAUUAUUGACUUUGCCGAUAAGAGUACAAAGGCUAAAUUGCAAACAAUAACACAGAAAACCUUUGCAAUUAUAAAGCCUGAUGUAAUGAAUAAAAUGGGCGAAAUAUUGAAAAAUAUUAUAGCCCACAAUUUUCAUGUUGCAAAUAUUAAGAUGGUAAAACUUACCAAAGAGCAAGCAACAGAAUUUUGUAAAGGAAUAGAAUCAACUCAGUUGCCCACUGGAACUUUUAGGAGAUGAUGCUGUUGCACAAUGGCAGAAAUUAAUAGGCCCAGAAGAUAGCGAUGAAGCUCGUAAGGUUGCACCAUCCUCUUUAAGAGCAUGUUAUGGAAAGGACAAUAUUCAGAAUGGCAUUCAUGGCUCUGAGAAUCCAGAAGCA